Molecule: messenger RNA, 2336 nt
Organism: Didymella exigua CBS 183.55
Lineage: Eukaryota; Fungi; Ascomycota; Dothideomycetes; Pleosporales; Didymellaceae
Exons: 1
Coding region: 6-1922 (638 amino acids)
Source: RefSeq, a predicted model, not a curated record
CAAAUAUGAUCCUGCGGAGGACCUAUGUCCCUUCGGCAGCGCUGAUACGCGCACUCGCACGACCGCAAUCGCCACGAUGUGCCUUCGCCCGCCCGCUCCCCGCACAAUUUGUGCGCGGCAAGAAAACAAAGUCCCAGAAGGCGCGAGAAGCCGAGACGGCAAGAUUGGCGUGGAAUGCUCGUAAGGAGCGGCGCGCAGAAGAGGCGGAGGAGGAUGAAGACAGGGCUGAGCAGCAAAAAGCGCAAGAUGCUCUGGAAAAGAUGAAAAAAGACCCAAUACAUGGUGCUACCGCAAAGGAAGUGCUCAAAGUUAUGAAGCUCUCGCAGGAUCCAGAGGCAUUCGAGAAGAUUUUUGAGGGCGGAGAGAGGCCAAUCUUCAAGGAUGGCGAGGAAAGAUACUUCGAGUUCUUCGAGGAGGAUCCAGUUACAGGCGAGCGAGUCAAGGUUGACAAGCUGGGCAGCGAAGCAGAUCAGGUCAAGGAGGUGGAGACGCUGGAGAUGAUCAAGAAGUACAUGGCGGAUCCCAAAUACGAUGCAGCUGAGCUGAACAAGCGCAUGAUGGACAAGCUUAUGGCAGAUCCUGCGUUCGCAGACCUCACAGAAGAUCUGAAGGAGAUCAAGGAAGAGAUCUUGUCCAAGGAGGAGGAGAAGGAGCUCGAAGAGCAAGCCAGGAAAGAUGCGGAGCCAGACAUCAAAGAGAUGGGGACGCAGAUUCGAGCCACAAUUCAGGAGGCAAUCAUCAAACUCUACGACGAUCCUGAUGUUGGCGAUGCCAGAGAGGAUCUCGGAGCUGUGCUUCGCAAGCUGCCAGAGAUCGAGGACCUCGAGGACCCUGAACUGCAGCGGCUCUUGGACAGAGCCACUGAAUCCGUCAAUCAGAACCCCAUACUCCGAGCAAAACUCGAUGCCAGCAACGAGCUUGAGACCGAGGAAGAGAAGCAGGAAUGGGCUGCCUUCGAGAAGGAGAUUGACGACCUACUGGAGCCGGACGAUCCGGAAGACUUCCCCAACCUCGAAAAUCCGGAAGAGAUGAACCAGCUGCUCGUUGAAAUGCGCGAGCUCAUGAAAGAAAUCGAAAACAGCGACGAGCUCACCAAGGAGCUAGACAAUGGCGCAGAACUUCCCACAGAAGAGCAGGCAGAGCAGCUCGCUGCGUCAGUCGCUCGCUUUGCAGAGCUUCACGGCUCGAGCGACCCCACUAGCAAAUCCUCGAUCACCGCAUCCACGGCCACGGAUACCGCAACUACCGCGAACCCUGACGCGGAACAAGAGGAGCACAUCUCGCCAGAAAUGCAAGCGAAAGUCGACAAACUCAUGAACGACCCGCGCCUCCUCGAGAAACUCACUUACAUCCAGAAACUCAUGGCCGAAGCCGCACCCCCGCGCGAUCCUAAUGAUCUGACCCAGAUUGACGUCGAGCUCGCCCCAGAUCCCUACGAGAUGGAGGAUUCGCGCACCGCGACCCUGGCCCAGCGAAUGGCCAUCGCUCGCGCAGAUCCAGAACACCGUGCCGCCCUGAAAGCUCUGAAGGUGAAGCUGCAACCAAUGUACAAUAUAUCGCCUGCCCUAAAGGGCUUCAACCAGGCAAUAUCUUUUGCAUACGUGGGCGCGAAUGACGACGUGCGCCGUGUGCUCUGGCGGUGCUACCAAAAAGCACGUAGACUGCCCACGUUUCUGCAGAAUUUGAGCGACGAUGCAUGGGACAUUCUCUACUACAGUCAGGCAGUCACUUGGGCCGGCAACCAGAACCGCACAGAUCAUCUCAAGGCUUUGCUUGCUGAUCUGGCCACGGUUGGUAAGAAUGGGCCGCCUACGCACCCGAGCCAGCUGGGACAGGUCCAGGAAGCUGCCCGGCUGGAGGCGGCGCAGCAAGAACAGAGAGAGGCCAAGUGGAGAGCAGGCAGGAUGGAUGCGCAGGUGUAAGCGACGACAAUGAUGAGUGUACAAUAGCACAUGAUACCCCUCUUGCGGAACUGAGCCCUGUGAUGAUGUGCCUCCAGGAGUUUUGGUGACAGGGUCUGACCCACUGCAACAUUCGGUAUGUUCAAUAUUGCUUCAGGUUCAGGGUCAGUGGGUCCUGACGUAUGCGGGCGCUCCUUCGAGACAUCGUUCGCUGAAGAAGUUGCGGCCAGAUGCGCCGUUGGCCCAACACAGAAACGGGAGCAGGAGGGAAGGAGACCUGGCUUUAGUAGAGCGCACAGCGGUGAGGAUUCAACUGGCUCCUCGCUGGGUCUCUUCAUCUUGGGCAAAUCGCGCAACAUUGAAAUCCCUGUUUCCCAAGUAUCCACUAACAUUGAGCGAUUUCACUCGUGGGGGCCUCAUUGAAUUCAGUCACGC